Purpureocillium takamizusanense is the source of this 912-nucleotide messenger RNA. RefSeq lists its product as uncharacterized. The record is from RefSeq and is a predicted model, not a curated record. Bases 1 to 912 code for a protein of 303 amino acids. The transcript has a single exon. Lineage: Eukaryota; Fungi; Ascomycota; Sordariomycetes; Hypocreales; Ophiocordycipitaceae.
AUGCAUGUGAUAAUUGCUGGCUCCGGUGAUUUGGCUCGCUACAUCUGUGAAGAGUUCACCAUAGCUGGACAUACACUCGUCAUCCUCACGCGUCAGUACAAACCACACUUUGAACGAUUGGGUGUCACUCAGUUCAUUACCGACUAUACCCUUACAUCAUUGAGCACUGCUCUGUCUAGUGGCGAGGUGCUCAUAUCGACAAUUUCGGAUUUUACGCCAACGUUCAUUGAUGUCCACCGCACUUUGAUUCAGGCAUGCCAGCAGAGUCCCAAAUGCAAGCGUUUCAUACCUUCCGAAUUUGCUGGCGAUGUCGAAACGUACCCGGAUCAGCCGGGAUUCUACUAUCGCACUCGAGAACCGAUUCGUGCCAUCCUACGGGAGCAGACAGACCUUGAAUGGACCCUGGUCUCCAAUGGCUGGCUGGCUGAUUACCUCGUACCGGCUAAGAACCGUUUUCUCAAGGAUAUCGACGAUGCUUGCCCCGUAAACCUUACUGGCGGCAGCAUCGUGAUCCCAGGGACCGGAACGGAACCCGUGGAUUUCACGUGGGCUCGAGACGUCGCCAAAGCGCUAGCACAACUCGUUGUUGCACCGGCCUGGGAACCGUACACCUAUAUCUCUGGGGAGCGCUCAUGCUGGAACGACGUCGCGAGACUUAUCACAUCGAAGUACCGCUCAGACUUCACAACUCAGUAUGUGUCGCUCUACAAUAUUACACAAAAUGUAAGAAAUGCCAAGGACGAUGACAUGCUGCUCCUGGCAGACCAUCACCUUUUCUCGGUGAGCCACGCCGGGUCUUUGCCGCAGGACAAGGUACAUGUUCAGAGGGAAAAGUAUUUCCGUGGCAUACGUUUCCGAACGCUAGAAGAUGGGCUGGCUGAAUACGAUGGCAACCCUGAGAUGAUCUUGUAA